Messenger RNA from Hibiscus syriacus, 2399 nucleotides. Its product is annotated as AP2-like ethylene-responsive transcription factor BBM. The record is from RefSeq and is a predicted model, not a curated record. Gene Ontology annotation, molecular function: DNA binding; DNA-binding transcription factor activity. Lineage: Eukaryota; Viridiplantae; Streptophyta; Magnoliopsida; Malvales; Malvaceae. Gene Ontology annotation, biological process: regulation of DNA-templated transcription.
UCUUUUUCUUCCGCACUUUUGCCUCUUCUACUUUCAUGCAUGAGUUGAUUUGCACAUCUCCCUUCGCUUUCACCGCUGCCAUUGCAUCUAAAACAACACUAAACCCUUCAAGCUUUUCGGUUCAGUGUUAAUGGCUUCCAUGAACAACUGGUUGGCGUUUUCUUUGUCAUCUCAAGAACUCCCAUCACAAUCCGUCGAUCAUCAUGACCACCAAACCACCGUGCCUCGCCUCGGUUUCAACUGCGACGAAAUCAACCAGUCCGAUGACUCCGGUGGCGAGUGUUUCGAUCUCACCUCGGCUCCUUCUCUCAAUCUCCCUCCACCAUUUGGCAUAUUUGAAACCUUCAAUAGAAACAAUCAACCCCAAGAUUGGAAUAUGAAGGGUUUAGGUAUGAACUCAGAUGGAAACUACAAGACGAGCUCAGAGCUUUCAAUGUUCAUGGGUAGUAGUUCAUGCAAUAGCCAAAACCAAGAACCAAAGCUCGAAAACUUCCUCGGAAACAACUCUUUCUCCGGUCAUCAACAAAACUUUCUCCAUGGUUGCAACGCUUUGUACACCACCACCGCCACCGGCGAAUACAUUUUCCCGUCACAAGACACAACAACAAAUGCAAGAACAACCAACGGAGAAGACGACAGUAACGCCGGUAAUAAUGGCGGAAGUAGCUCCAUCGGUUUAUCCAUGAUCAAAACUUGGUUAAGGAACCAACCGGCACAAGCGGAGGCCAAAAACAACGGCGGCGCUUCCCAAUCAUUGUCUCUUUCCAUGAGCACCGGCUCACAAACGGUCUCCCCUUUGUCUCUACUCGCCACAACAAGCACCGGCGGCGGAAGCUGUGGAGAGAGCUCUUCCUCCGAUAACAACAAGCAGGAGCAAAAGACACCGAUAUGUAUGGAUAUUGCCCCAAACGGUGCAAGUGAAGUGGCGCCAAGGAAGUCUAUUGACACUUUUGGCCAAAGAACUUCCAUAUACCGUGGUGUAACAAGGCAUAGGUGGACUGGUAGAUAUGAAGCUCAUUUGUGGGAUAACAGUUGUAGAAGAGAAGGACAAACAAGGAGAGGAAGGCAAGUAUAUUUGGGAGGGUAUGACAAAGAAGAAAAGGCAGCUAGAGCUUAUGAUUUAGCAGCACUGAAGUACUGGGGAACCACAACAACAACAAAUUUUCCUUUUAGCAACUAUGAGAAAGAGUUGGAAGAAAUGAAACACAUGACCAGGCAAGAAUCUGUUGCAUCCCUUAGAAGGAAGAGUAGUGGAUUUUCUCGGGGAGCAUCAAUCUAUAGAGGAGUCACAAGGCACCACCAACAUGGAAGAUGGCAAGCAAGGAUCGGAAGAGUUGCCGGAAACAAAGACCUUUACUUGGGAACUUUCGGUACGCAAGAAGAGGCAGCAGAAGCCUAUGACAUUGCUGCCAUAAAAUUCCGGGGAUUGAACGCUGUAACCAACUUUGAUAUGAGUCGAUAUGAUGUCAAGAGCAUACUCGAAAGCAGCACAUUGCCGAUCGGUGGAAAUGCAAAGCGAUUGAAAGACGUUGAGCAUGCCGAAAUGGCUUUAGGUUUACAGAGGACCAAUAAUGGUGCGGAUAACAUGAUGGUUACUACUCACUUGUCGGAUGGAAUCAAUAAUUACGGCGCGGCGCCAUCGCACCAUGGUUGGCCUGCCAUUGCAUUUCAACAAGCUCAGCCUUUCGGCAUGCACUACCCUUACGGACAACGAGUUUGGUGCAAGCAAGAGCUUGAGUCCAAUGCCAAUCACACCUUCCAGGAUCUUCAUCAACUACACCUAGGGAGCACACACCACAACUUUUUUCAGCCUUCUGUUUUGCACAAUCUAAUGGCAAUGGACUCUUCUUCCAUGGAACAUAGCUCCGGUUCGAACUCUAACUCGGUCAUAUACGGAAAUGGUGGUACUGGCGAUGAAAGUGCUAACUGUAGUUUUCAAGGAUUUGAGUACGGAGGAGGAUAUGUGAUCCCCAUGGGCACAGUUGUAGCCAGUGGCAGUGACAGUAACCAAAAUCAAACCAAUGGAUUAGGAGUUGACAAUGAAGUGAAAGCUGUUGGUUACGAAAACAUGUACGCAUCGUCUGAUACGGAUUAUCAUUCGAGGAACAUGUACUAUGCUUCGCAGCAAUCAUCGAUGACGAGUGGCCUGACUGCCUCGGCAUGCAACGACUGGGUGCCGACUGCAGUUCCCACCAUUGCACAAAGAUCAAGCAACAUGGUGGUCUGCCAUGGAACCCCAACUUUCACAUGGAAUGACACAUAAAAAGGAAGGGGUGGAUUGAAGUUAUGUAUACAUAUCUGAUUUCUUCAAGCUUUUGAUUUGCUUUCCAAUUAACUAAUUCAAGUAUUGAUUAGGAACAUAUUCUUUUGGCUGACAACAUUUUAUUUUGUUAAAUCUU